AUGCCGAUAAUAUUUUUUAUUUCUGGUAAUAUUUUUAUCUAUCUAUCUAUCUAUCUAUCUAUCUAUCUAUCUAUCUAUCUAUCUCAACAGGCUGAAAGAAUUAGAAAAGUUUUCCUGUGUGUCUUCGCGUGCGGAACGCACAUGACACCCGAUUCUUGCAUCUAUAUGCCAAAACUCGAUCAACAUCUAUCUAUCUAUCUAUCUAUCUAUCUAUCUAUCUAUCUAUCUAUCUAUCUAUCUAUCUAUCUCAGUCUGUUUAUAUCUAUCUAUCUAUCUAUCUAUCUAUCUAUCUAUCUAUCUAUCUAUCUUAGUCUGUUUAUAUCCAUCUACAUAUCUAUCUCAGUCUGUUCAUAUCUAUCUAUCUAUCUAUCUAUCUAUCUAUCUAUCUAUCUAUCUAUCUAUCUAUCUCAGCCUGUUUAUAUCUAUCUAUCUAUCUUUCUAUCUAUCUAUCUAUCUCAAUCUGUUCAUAUCUAUCUAUCUAUCUAUCUAUCUAUCUAUCUAUCUAUCUAUCUCAGCCUGUUUAUAUCUAUCUAUCUAUCUAUCUAUCUAUCUAUCUAUCUAUCUAUCUCAAUCUGUUCAUAUCUAUCUAUCUAUCUAUCUAUCUAUCUAUCUAUCUAUCUAUCUAUAACUAUCUAUCUCAGCCUGUUUAUAUCUAUCUAUCUAUCUAUCUAUCUAUCUAUCUAUCUAUCUAUCUAUCAAUCUGUUUAUAUCUAUCUAUCUAUCUAUCUAUCUAUCUAUCUAUCUAUCUAUCUAUCUAUCUCAGUCUGUUCAUAUCUAUCUAUCUAUCUAUCUAUCUAUCUAUCUAUCUAUCUAUCUAUCUAUCUCAGCCUGUUUAUAUCUAUCUAUCUAUCUAUCUAUCUAUCUCAAUCUGUUCAUAUCUAUCUAUCUAUCUAUCUAUCUAUCUAUCUAUCUAUCUUUUAUCAAUUGCUAAAGAAACAACUGCCUUCUACGGCGGCCACAGCUAAUCUCUCUAUCCAUCAACAUCUCUUCAUAUCCGUUUCAAUCUAUGAUCAUUCUAUCUCUAAAAUCAGCAUUGAAGAUAGUGUCUUUUUGCCUGGGCUUGAAUACCAAUGUCUGGCACUAGUUGAAAAUACGCAAGCAGCCUCUUACACUCUUUCUCACUCACUCUCCCAUUCUUCCUUUUACUCUCUCUUUUAUUCACUCCCUCUCUCCCUCACUCACUCACUCAGUCACUCACUCAUUCAAUCUCCAUCUCUAUUUUAUUCUCUCUCUUUCUCAAGUUCAUUCUCCUCCACUCACUUUCACUCUCUCAUUCACUCUCACACUUUGCCUCUCACAAUCGCUUUCACUCUCUCACUCACAAUCUCUACUAAUGUCACUUUUCUCUCUCUUGCUCAAUGUAGCACAUUUCACUCCCUCUUAAAAUCUCUUUCAUUCAUUCUCAAACUUUCUCUCUCUCUCUCUCACACUCACUCUCACACUCUUUCUGCCCCAAUCAUUUUCAUUCACUCACACACUCACUCAUCCCCCUCUCUCUCUCUCUCAGUUAUUUCCAGUUGUUGUCAUUACACACUUUUACAAUCUCACUCUUUCUCUCUUUCCCCUACUCACAUUCUCUUUCAUUGUAAUUCUCUCUUUCAAAAUAUAUAUUUCACUCACUCACUCUCUCUCUUUCAUUCACUGCCUUUCACACUAUCUUUCACUCUUUUUUUUUCUUCUCUUUCAUCUCAUUUUCUCUCUCCCAGAAGCUCCUUUCUUUCGCACAGUCUCUCCAAAGAGAAAAGAGAGAAAUCAAAUUCAAAGUGA
This is a messenger RNA of Acanthosepion pharaonis, 1767 nucleotides long. NCBI's taxonomy places the organism in Eukaryota, Metazoa, Mollusca, Cephalopoda, Sepiida, Sepiidae. The record is from the annotation of a GenBank genome assembly.